UCUGAUCCCAGAAUAAGAAAGUGAGUUUACAGCCAAUCACAUUUUAUGUUUAUUUCCUGAUAGUGAUUGGCUGCAAGUUCAGCACAUGUUUACAUGCUGUUUAGAUAAGUGGGACCCCAGUAAGGAGAUGUGGGGGUUCAGCUCAUGUAUCUUUGAUAAGGAAUAUUAAUUCUAAUGGACAAUGUUAGGCUGGGAGAAACAGUCCUGCUCUCUUGCACACCUCAAUAAAACCACACUGACAAAAACAUGGGACAGAUUUAUAUAUUUGAGUUGUCUGCCACAUGUCAUCUGUCUCCAUUUCCUGUUCUUUAGACCAAGUGACCAACGCAGAAAAUAUUCCCCCGGACCAGAAACCGCUUUCAGAGACUUGUGUAAAUGCUGGUCUGCCAGGCGGAUGUCUAAGAAACAUCGGCAGAAGAUCCUCAUAAUGCAUCUGGAAAAAGAGACCGCACAAUCUAUAUACUCACCAUGCAAAAAACGAAAAGGAUCCAGUACUAAAGAUAGACACGCUCCAGUAAUCAGGGGCCAACCCACAAGCAGCCAUCAUGGCACCACCUCUCCAAAACCGAAAGCCCAACUGACCAUGCCCUCAACUCCAACUGUACUGAAGAGGAACAUUCUGGCGAAGUCUAAAAAUUCAGUAGAACAAGAGCUUGGGAAAAUGCAAGUGCUUCAGAAGGAAAUGCUAGAGAGUCUCAAGAAAAAUGAGCAUUCCAUGAAAGUUGCCAUAUCUGGAGCAGAUAGCCUUUCUGGUUCCAUGAUUCAAGACGGCUUUGAGCUCCUUGCCUACCCACUAGAACUGUCCUUACUGCGCUGGACAUGCAAUCCUCCUAUAUUUACUAGUGGAUUUAAUACAAGGAGAGCCUGUCUUCCAUUGUACAGUGGACUGUAGCGGCAUCAAUAUAGUGAACAGGAUGAAUCCCAGUGUGUAUUUGCUCCUGUUGAUACCAUGGCAUUCUAUUCCUGAGGAGGAACU
Xenopus laevis (African clawed frog) is the source of this 976-nucleotide messenger RNA. RefSeq names its product targeting protein for Xklp2-B-like. The transcript is spliced from 5 exons. The record is from RefSeq and is a predicted model, not a curated record. Bases 182 to 892 code for a protein of 236 amino acids. NCBI's taxonomy places the organism in Eukaryota, Metazoa, Chordata, Amphibia, Anura, Pipidae.